Ziziphus jujuba (common jujube) is the source of this 1737-nucleotide messenger RNA. RefSeq names its product dol-P-Man:Man(5)GlcNAc(2)-PP-Dol alpha-1,3-mannosyltransferase. NCBI's taxonomy places the organism in Eukaryota, Viridiplantae, Streptophyta, Magnoliopsida, Rosales, Rhamnaceae. Gene Ontology annotation, molecular function: dol-P-Man:Man(5)GlcNAc(2)-PP-Dol alpha-1,3-mannosyltransferase activity. The record is from RefSeq and is a predicted model, not a curated record. The transcript has 14 exons. Gene Ontology annotation, cellular component: endoplasmic reticulum. The coding region runs from base 277 to 1587 and encodes 436 amino acids.
UGUAGAUUUACUCAAGUGAUCCAUACCCCAUACAAGCGAUCGGAGGGAGUAUGUUUGGAUUGCGUUGGGUUUGGAGGCGGUCUUAGUUCCUUCUAGACGCUAGAGCCUACUAUUAGUUGGACCAUCAUGACCUAUUCUGUUGGACUCACAGUCAUAGGCAGGCUAAGGCUUGUGGAAUUGGCCCAGUCCAAUUAUCCACGACCAAACUAAGUAGUCCUGAGCACUGCGAUCGGGGUCUCCGGCGCCACUACCAUUGAUUUGACGAUUCAUUCAGCCAUGGCGGGGAAAUCAACGAUGCAACGAAAGAAAUCGGAGGGAUUGACCCGGAAAUUUUUCAAAAAUCCAAAAGUAGCCUUCGCUUUGAUUUUGCUAGUCGCCGAUGCCGUCCUCGUCGCCCUUAUUAUCGCAUACGUCCCUUAUACAAAGAUAGAUUGGGACGCUUACAUGUCACAGGUUAAUGGGUUUCUUGGUGGAGAAAGAGAUUAUAGCAACUUGAAAGGCGACACAGGGCCAUUGGUCUAUCCAGCUGGCUUUCUCUAUGUUUAUUCUGCUAUACAGUAUGUUACAGGAGGAGAAGUUUAUCCUGCUCAAAUUUUGUUCGGCAUUUUGUACAUUAUAAAUCUGGGAAUUAUCUUAUUCAUCUAUUUGAAGACUGAUGUGCUUCCUUGGUGGGCUCUUACCUUGCUUUGUCUGUCAAAAAGAGUGCACUCUAUCUUUGUGCUUCGUCUUUUCAAUGAUUGUUUUGCCAUGACUCUCCUUCAUGCUGCAUUGGCCUCAAUUAUUUACCAAAAGUGGCAUUUAGGAUUAAUCAUUUUCAGUGGGGCUGUUUCAAUCAAGAUGAAUGUGCUCCUCUAUGCUCCGUCUUUACUACUCCUCAUGUUAAAGGCUAUGGAUAUCAGUGGGGUGAUAUCUGCUUUAGCUGGUGCUGCAUUGGUACAGAUAGUCUUGGGGCUGCCUUUUAUCAUAUCUUAUCCGCUUGCAUAUUUAUCAAGAGCCUUCAAUCUUGGGCGCAUCUUCAUUCACUUUUGGUCUGUUAACUUCAAGUUUGUUCCUGAGCCAAUUUUUGUAUCGAAAAAGUUUGCAGUAUCUUUAUUGAUUGGUCACCUCGUGUUGCUUAUAGCUUUUGCUCAUUUUAGAUGGUGCAAGCAUGAAGGAGGCAUUCUGAAAUUUUUGCAAUCUGUAAUUGUCUCUUUAAAGCCCAGAUUAGCUCAUGCAAGUUCAUCCUCCUUGAAGAAUUCCCAUGAUAGUGGCACAUCCUUGAAGAUUCUCAAGAAAGAACAUAUUGUCACAACUAUGUUUGUUGGAAACUUCAUCGGCAUUAUAUGUGCACGAUCAUUGCAUUAUCAGUUCUAUUCUUGGUACUUUUAUAGCUUACCUUACCUACUUUGGAGGACCCAAUUUCCUACUUUGUUGCGUUUAAUCUUGUUUAUAGGGGUGGAGUUCUGCUGGAAUGUUUAUCCAUCAAACGUUUACUCAUCUGCUCUGCUGUUCUGUCUCCAUUUGAUAGUACUGUAUGGUUUGUGGUCUGCCCCAUCCGAAUAUCCUUAUGUUACCAAUAAGGAAUUGACUAGAAACAAGAAAAAAUGAAUGCCAUUCAGGUAUAUCAGCAAUUGAAGUCAUGAGGAGGGAAUAAAAGUGUAAUUUGGUUAGCCGGAGAACAAAAAGCAAGUGAACGACCACCAAUCUUUGCUCCUUAUCACUCCUAACGUAUUGGAAAACGAAGCUUUUUCUUCUUCU